AUGGCACCAGCAACUAAUUCAGGCACUACGCAUGCUAGAUCAAGGUCAAAAGCCAAACCUGUCAUCAACUUAGAUGAUGGUGACAAUGUUAGGACUGCUAAGCGUCUUACAUGGGCAUCAGAUGAGGACUUGCGGUUGGUGAGUGCAUGGCUGUACCACUCUAAUGAUCCGAUCAAUGGAAAUGGCAAGAAGAAUGAGAGCUACCGGGGAGAUGUAGUUGAAUUAUACAACAACACUACACCUAUUAACCGGAAAAGGGAAGUAAAGCAUCUCAAAGAUCAAUGGCAAAGGAUUAAGAGAUGGGUGGGAUUUUUCUGCGCCUCCUGGAAGAAGGCUGCAUUAGUUUAUACUAGUGGAUAUUCAGAUGAUCAGUUGAGAGACUUUGCUAAUCAGUUUUAUGUGAAUGACUAUCCUAACGAAGGUCCAUUCACAGUUUUGCACUAUUGGAAGGUUCUUCAUGAUGAACCCAAGUGGCAUGCUGUUUUGGAGGAGCUUGAAAAGCCACACAAGCGGAGCUUGGAUGAUGGAAGUGACACACUAUCACAAAAAGAUAUCGGAGAAAAGGAGCGUCCAAUGGGGAGGAAUGAAGCUAAGAAACAACGCAAUGGCAAAGGCAAAGGUAAAGGCAAGGAUGAUGAUGACAGUUUACAUGAAGAUAUGAAGAAGUACAUGGAUGUUCAAGCUGCAGCUAGCAAACGACAUGAAGAGUUUUUAGGGACUCAGCACCGUAUUUCAGAUGCAAAAGUUGAAGUAGCAAGGCUUAGGAGAGAGGCUGUCUUGACGGAAUCAUAUCAAAAAUUGAUGAGCAUGGACACUAGUCAAAUGACUAAUGAGAUGAAAGCUGAGCACGUGAUGGGUCUCAAGAUGUUGAGGGAGAAACUUCUUGGCGAUAUAAUAUAA
Messenger RNA from Oryza sativa Japonica Group (Japanese rice), 900 nucleotides. RefSeq names its product glutathione S-transferase T3. The record is from RefSeq and is a predicted model, not a curated record. Lineage: Eukaryota; Viridiplantae; Streptophyta; Magnoliopsida; Poales; Poaceae.